Molecule: messenger RNA, 969 nt
Organism: Mya arenaria
Lineage: Eukaryota; Metazoa; Mollusca; Bivalvia; Myida; Myidae
Exons: 1
Coding region: 1-969 (322 amino acids)
Biological process (GO): DNA integration
Molecular function (GO): nucleic acid binding
Source: RefSeq, a predicted model, not a curated record
AUGGCGGAUUUGCCCGCUGAUCGCCUCACUCCAGCCCCUCCUUUCACGUAUGUAGGAGUAGAUGUAUUUGGUCCCUGGAAUGUGGUCACAAGGAAGACAAGAGGUGGUCAGUCCACCAAUAAACGUUGGGCAGUUUUAUUCACAUGUCUCACGAUAAGAGCUGUGCAUGUUGAAUUGGUGGAAGAAAUGUCUUCUUCCGCAUUCAUCAAUGCAUUGAGACGCUUCAUCUCUAUUCGUGGGAAUGUUUUACAAUUCAGGUCUGACCGGGGCACCAAUUUUGUGGGUGCCACAUCUGAUUUAGGGGUUGACGCUGUCAACAUAGAAGAUCAGCGUGUAAAGGGUCUCCUAGAGGAGAAAGGCACAACUUGGGUCUUCAAUCCUCCACAUGCUUCCCACAUGGGAGGUGUCUGGGAGCGUAUGAUUGGUGUAGUGAGAAGAGCCCUAGAUUCCAUACUCACCGGCCAUAAGCUUCAAAACCUCACUCAUGAUGUACUUGCUACUUUAAUGGCCGAGGUGUGUGCUAUUGUUAAUGCACGACCACUAGUGCCUGUGUCACAUGAUGCAGAAGCACCGGAAAUUCUGAGUCCUUCCAUGCUGUUGACCCAAAAGUCAUCCUCGCCUAUCUCUUUCAAUGAAAACUUGUCCAUCAAAGACAUUUACCGAGCCGAGUGGAAAAGGGUCCAGGUACUUGCAGACCAAUUCUGGGCUAGAUGGAAAUCAGAAUUUCUGAAUAUGCUUCAGAACAGGCAAAAGUGGGUCACUUCAAAACCAAAUCUCAAGGUUGGGGAUGUAGUUUUGCUCAAGGACAGUUCAACCACUAGAAAUCAGUGGCCUUUGGCAGUAGUUGUUGAGGUAUACUUUAGCACUGACGAAAAAGUCCGAACCGUUCCAGUGAGGUCUGUAAGUGAUGGAAAGUCGAGUUUGUUUGUUCGACCUAUUACAGAACUCGUUCUGCUUUUAAGCGAGUAG